AUGGUAGGAGAAUUAUGUUGCACCGAAUCCAACAAUCACUCCACUUUCCGCCGUUGGGCUACGCUGAGAUACAUACUUACUCGCAAGUGGCCCGCGUGCAUACAAGCUACUGGUGGUAGUGCAGACCAGAGCGAAGAUUGCCUGAGUAUCAACAUCCGGACAAAGCCCCAAAGCGGAGAACGCAGCUCCAGCGAACUUGGGUACAAUGGCAAGUUCAUUGCAGACCAGACUGACUUUGUUCUGAUCUCAUUGAAUUAUCGUCUUAACAUUUUUGUUUUCCCUCGUAACCCCGCGACACCUGCAAACCUUGGUUUGAUGGAUAGGAGACUGGCAAUGAAACGUAUCCGUAACAACGUUGAAAAGUUUGGUGGCGAUGUCGACCGCAUUUCUGUCUUCGGUCAGUCUGCAGGCGCUGGGACGAUAGAUUUCUACUCAUACGCAUGGGCUGAAGACCCCAUCGACAACGGAUUCAUCUUGUUGAGCGCCACAGUUAAUGGCUUCCCGCACUUAGCAGCGAGACUCAGGCUGCAAAGUGGUUCCAAAUUGCUGCCUCUUCGGGUUGCAACAGAAUAG
Messenger RNA from Truncatella angustata, 573 nucleotides. Its product is annotated as Alpha/Beta hydrolase protein. Bases 1 to 573 code for a protein of 190 amino acids. Gene Ontology annotation, molecular function: carboxylic ester hydrolase activity. Lineage: Eukaryota; Fungi; Ascomycota; Sordariomycetes; Amphisphaeriales; Sporocadaceae. The transcript has 5 exons. The record is from RefSeq and is a predicted model, not a curated record.